Juglans microcarpa x Juglans regia is the source of this 630-nucleotide messenger RNA. RefSeq names its product class V chitinase-like. The transcript is spliced from 2 exons. The record is from RefSeq and is a predicted model, not a curated record. NCBI's taxonomy places the organism in Eukaryota, Viridiplantae, Streptophyta, Magnoliopsida, Fagales, Juglandaceae. Gene Ontology annotation, molecular function: chitinase activity; chitin binding. Gene Ontology annotation, cellular component: extracellular region. Gene Ontology annotation, biological process: carbohydrate metabolic process; chitin catabolic process. The coding region runs from base 1 to 630 and encodes 209 amino acids.
AUGACGUCCAAACUGGUUGCCCUCUUCGUCCUCAUCCUCCUAUAUCUCGCUCUCCAAUGCCACUGUUCAACCCCACAAUCACGGGUCAAAGCCAGUUACUAUUAUAUGGGUAUCGGAAAUGGCAUUUCCGAUAUAAGUUCUAAUCUUUUCACGCACCUUAUAUGCGCUUUCACUUAUGUUAACUCCUCCAAUUACCACCUCUCCAUCAACUCCUCCACCGAACAACAAUUCUCUACCUUCGCCCACACCGUAAAAACCAAGAACCCGUCCGUUACAACGCUUUUGUCGAUAUGGGUUGGCAGAGAGUCUUUGCUAAACUUCUUCUCAAUGAUAAACCAGUCCUCUUAUAGAAAUUCUUUCGUUCAGUCUUCCAUAGAAACAGCUAGGCUUUAUGGGUUUCAAGGUUUAGAUCUUUGUGGGCUUGUGCCAACAGGAAGUAGCUCGGAUAUGGCCAAUUUCGGUACCCUUUUGGACAUGUGGCGAGUUGCUGUAAAUUCUGAGGCAAAAAAUUCAAGCAAUCCAGAGUUACUCCUGGUCAUGGCCGGCAAUCGUCUGCCAGGGACAGAGUCACAUACUUUCAUGCAGCUCUGUAUGGCCCUUCGAACAUGGCUAAUACGGAUGAUGGCAUAA